Messenger RNA from Paecilomyces variotii, 3136 nucleotides. Its product is annotated as putative DNA replication licensing factor Mcm2. Gene Ontology annotation, biological process: DNA replication; double-strand break repair via break-induced replication; mitotic DNA replication initiation. NCBI's taxonomy places the organism in Eukaryota, Fungi, Ascomycota, Eurotiomycetes, Eurotiales, Thermoascaceae. The record is from RefSeq and is a predicted model, not a curated record. The coding region runs from base 156 to 2852 and encodes 898 amino acids. Gene Ontology annotation, molecular function: single-stranded DNA helicase activity; ATP binding; single-stranded DNA binding. The transcript is spliced from 5 exons. Gene Ontology annotation, cellular component: nucleus; MCM complex.
CUCCCUUGAGCUGGCAAUCAAUCUCAAAUCGCAAAUUCCAACAGCCACAUCCACUGUUCAUCCUGUCAUCCAACCGCCAUCUUGAUCUAUCGUCCAUUCGAUACGAACGAAAUUUGUCGGAUGGUUGACAGUGCGUGAAUUUUGCAGAGCACACAAUGAGUUCCCCUCUUCGACCCAGCUCCUCAGCCGCAAAUCGCGGUCUGGGAAACUUGAACAGACGCAAGCGCGACAGAGAGCCCGACGAUGAAACUUCUUCGGUUGCUGCUCCACCGUCAAGUCCCCCUCCCUCCUCUCCGCCUAUGCUUCCAUUCGACGAAGAGAAUGACCGAGACGAGGAAGCUGAGCUGUUGGGGGACAUCGAUGAUAUUGAAGAGAUGGCCGAAGAUGAAGACGGAAUCGAUCUCUUCGGCGAUAACUUCGAAAAAGAUUACCGAAACACCCAGGACCAAAUGUAUCGAGGACAUGACAUUGACGAUGACGGAGAGUAUGACGAACUGGACCCCGCUGCUCGCCGACAGCUCGAGGCCCGUUUGAACAAGAGAGAUAGGGAAUUGGCACGCCGUCGUCGCAUGCCUGCUGCUUUCCUGCAAGAUGAUGAUGACGACAUGAAUGUCGAUCUUACUAGGCAACCUCGCCGCAGGAGACACCACUACGAUGAGGACCACGAAGAUAUCGAAAUGGGCGAAGAUAUCAUGGAAGAGGAGCUUUCUCUGGAAGAAUUGGCAGAUGUCAAAGCCUCCAACAUUACAGAGUGGAUUCUCCAACCUCAAGUGCUACGCUCAAUCCAUCGCGAGUUCAAGGCCUUCUUGACUGAGUACACAGACGCUUCUGGAAGCUCGGUGUACGGUAAUCGUAUCCGUACUCUGGGAGAGGUCAACUCUGCAUCUCUGGAGGUUUCCUAUGAGCACCUGAGUUCGACUAAGGCCACCCUUGCGUAUUUCCUUGCAAACGAGCCCACGGAGGUCCUGAAAGUAUUCGAUCAGGCUGCUCUCGAUGUCACUUUGUUCCACUACCCGCAGUACCACGACAUUCAUAAUGAAAUUCACGUCCGUAUCACGGACCUUCCGAUCGUGUACACUCUCCGAGAGCUCCGUCAAUCGCACCUCAAUUGCCUGGUCCGCGUGAGCGGAGUUGUCACCAGAAGAACAGGCGUGUUCCCUCAGCUCAAAUACGUUCUGUUCAUUUGCAACAAGUGCGGUAUGACUCUGGGUCCUUUCCAGCAGGAAGCGAGUGCCGAGGUCAAGAUCUCCUUCUGCCAGAACUGCCAGUCAAGAGGUCCCUUCACAUUGAACUCUGCAAAGACUGUUUAUCGAAACUAUCAGAAAUUGACUCUGCAGGAGUCACCUGGUUCGGUGCCCGCUGGCCGUCUCCCGCGCCAGCGUGAGGUGAUCCUCCUUGCUGAUCUCAUCGACUCUGCGAAACCUGGAGAUGAGAUCGAAGUUACUGGUAUCUACCGCAACAGCUAUGAUGCUCAGCUAAACAACAAGAACGGAUUCCCUGUUUUUGCUACCAUCCUUGAGGCGAAUCAUGUCAUCAAAUCGCACGACCAGCAGGCUGGUUUCCAUCUGACCGAGGAAGAUGAGCGACAGAUUCGUGCUCUUUCAAGAGAUCCUGAUAUUGUGGACAAGAUCAUACGAUCUAUUGCUCCCAGCAUCUACGGCCACUUGGACGUGAAGACUGCAGUUGCUCUGUCUUUGUUCGGUGGUGUCAGCAAAGAGGCGCAAGGAAAGAUGUCCAUCCGUGGCGAUAUCAACGUUCUCCUGCUUGGUGACCCUGGUACCGCCAAAUCUCAGGUCCUCAAGUACGUCGAAAAGACAGCCCACCGCGCAGUCUUUGCGACUGGUCAGGGUGCAAGUGCUGUCGGUCUGACGGCCAGUGUCCGUCGUGAUCCCCUGACAAACGAGUGGACCCUUGAGGGUGGUGCUCUCGUCCUUGCUGACCGGGGUACCUGCCUGAUUGAUGAAUUCGACAAGAUGAAUGACCAGGAUCGUACUUCCAUCCACGAGGCUAUGGAGCAACAGACUAUCUCUAUCUCCAAGGCUGGUAUCGUCACUACCCUCCAGGCUCGAUGCGCAGUUGUUGCAGCUGCGAAUCCGAUCGGUGGCCGAUACAACGGCACUAUCCCUUUCUCUCAGAACGUCCAACUUACUGAGCCCAUUUUGUCUCGUUUCGACAUUCUCUGCGUCGUGCGUGAUCAGGUGGAACCGAGUGAAGAUGAGCGCUUGGCCAACUUCGUGAUCGAGUCUCACCACCGCGCAAAUCCUACAAGGCCACACAGGGAUGAGCAAGGUAAUCUAGUCAACGCCGAUGGUCAGCGUAUCGAUGAGGAAGGAUAUCGUGUUGACAACAACGGCAACCGCCUUCCCCUCACCCCUGAGGAGCAGCGGAAACGAGAGGAAGCGAAGCGCAAGGAGGAGGAAGAGAAGGAGGGAGAGAUCCCGCAGGAACUACUACGGAAAUACAUCCUGUAUGCCCGCGAGAGAUGUCACCCUAAGCUCUACCAAAUCGACCAGGACAAGGUGGCUCGCUUGUUCGCGGACAUGAGACGUGAGUCUCUCGCUACAGGAGCGUAUCCUAUCACUGUCCGUCACCUUGAAGCCAUUAUGCGUAUCGCAGAGGCCUUCUGCAAGAUGCGUCUUUCUGAAUACUGCUCCUCGCAGGAUAUCGACCGCGCCAUUGCUGUGACGGUCGAGUCCUUCAUUGGAAGCCAAAAAGUCAGCUGCAAGAAGGCUCUUUCGAGAGCGUUUGCCAAGUACACACUCUCCAGACCCAAGCCGCAAUCUAAGCGGAAGGCCGGUAUCUCAUCGCAGAACCCGUAUUCCCGUCGAAACGCGGGUGCAGUUUCUGCGUAAGAGUGAUACGGUAUAUGGAUAAAAGAAAUAGGUAAUUUUCUUGUAAUAUGCGGAAGAGGAAGCCUGGGGGUUCCUUGUUUAUCAUCAUCUACUUGAAACAUCUGUCCGGUUCUUAAAGGUUAUCAUCAGAUGGAGUUUGGGUUAUUGAGUGCGGUCUCUCUUUUCUGAUAUUGUCUGUUUGCGCCCUUGUUUCUACGGCUGAAGAUGAGUUGUUAUGGUAGAUACCUCUUGACAUGUGAUGGUGACCAACGAAUAGAAAUAUAAAGAACAUUCGUCAAUUUGCG